GCGCAGAGCUGCAUAAAGUGAUAUACGCCAGGAGUAAAUCCAUGUCUCGCCGAUAGGCGGCAGUAAAGUCAUUUAAUCUGCCACUGGAUGUGCAUGAAUCGCUUCCUGUUUCAAAUACAUAAACAACACGUUUAUGCUGGAGUAAAGGUCGUCUUCUCUCUCUACCCCCGAUGCUGUCCAGCACUCUUCGCUGUCUGCGUCUCUCUUCUUUCAGACUUGUUUUAUCCAGACAGCUGGUCCAUCAUCAGCCCCACAUGGAGCACAGUGGUUCCCGUCCCGUAGAGACCACCAUACGAACCAAACUGAACCAGUCACUCACACCUGAGCACCUGGAGGUUUUAAACGAGAGUCACAUGCAUGCCGUUCCUCCCGGAUCAGAAUCCCACUUUAGAGUUCUCGUGGUGAGUCCCAAGUUCGAGGGUCUGUCCCUGCUGCAGCGUCAUCGGCUCGUGAAUGAAGCCCUGAAAGAGGAACUCAGUACCUGCGUUCAUGCCCUCGCCAUCCAGGCCAAGACGCCUCAGCAGUGGAGCAGCAACCCCAGUCUGGCCAAAAGCCCUCCGUGCCUGGGAGGAUCUAAACAUGACAGCACAAUGGCUGAGAAACUGAAGGCAGGUCGAGACUGAAUGUGCAAACACAGUUUAUCAUUUCUGAAAAAACUCUUAAAGGAUUUAUCUGAUCAUAUCUGGACCUGCAUGUAAGCAUUAAUAAACACAAUGUGUUCAUAA
Messenger RNA from Misgurnus anguillicaudatus (oriental weatherfish), 725 nucleotides. RefSeq names its product bolA family member 1 (gene bola1). Gene Ontology annotation, cellular component: mitochondrion. Lineage: Eukaryota; Metazoa; Chordata; Actinopteri; Cypriniformes; Cobitidae. The record is from RefSeq and is a predicted model, not a curated record.